GAUCUAUAGAUUAGAUCUAACAGUAAUGACAAUGAUGCUGUAAAUAUUUUACGACAUUGCUAUAGAUUCCGACUUUAUUAUUGAUAAACACGUAUAAAACUCAAAAUGGCGGAUUGUGUAUUCGACGGAGAUACUAGCUGGUUAUCUGAACUAGAGACUGCACUGGUUGAAGAAUGUGAUUUUGGAUCUCUUCGUAACAUCUGCAAGGGGCGGCCUGUUCCAGAACAUUUGCGUGCAGAAGUUUGGCAAAUAUGCCUCGGUACAGUUGGUAAAGAUAUCCUGUCCUCGUUUGAUGGCUUGUAUGAUAUGGAAGUUCAAGGUCAGCUUCGGGAGGAUUGUAAAAAAUUAGUAGAUAAACUAGGUAAUGAGGAAGAGGAUAAGGUUUCCAUAGUGAGCGACCUGGAGACGAUAGUCACUUUCUAUUGUAAAUCCAGAGGCAUUAAAUAUACAGCAAACAAUGGAUGGAUGGACAUUCUACAAGUUUUACUGGCAGUCAAAAUGAGCACAUCUGAACUAUACAAUUGCUUUUAUUCUAUAUUAAAUAAAUUCAUUCCACAUGGCUGCAAAAAGAAUGGAAAACCUUUUAAUUUGUUUCGUUUAUUGUUACAAUAUCAUGACCCACAACUGUGCUCCUAUUUAGACACACGCAGAGUGACACCUGACCUAUAUGUUAUGUCCUGGUUUAACAGUUUGUUUGGUGGUGUCUGUGACCUUCAUGUAUGUUUGGCUAUGUGGGAUGUGAUAUUUCAACAUGCAGAUCCAUUCCUCAUUCUCUUUAUGGCACUUGUCAUUCUUGUCAAUGCCAGAGAAACUAUACUUGAUACUAAAGAACAAAGCAAGGAAGAAUUAAUAGAGUCACUAAUAAGCUUCCCACAAGCAUUGGAAGCUGAAGAUAUUGAAGAUUUUUGUUCUCUUGCCCAGUAUUAUGCAUCUAAAACACCACAGUCUUUUAGAAGGGAUUACCAGCUAGCUAUGUUUGGGAGCAGUGUUGUGGCUCAAAAAGAGGCAGACAGUGAAUUUAUGGACUCACUGUGUUUGAUGGUAUCUGGGGAAGAGCUACUGCAAGCUAAUCAAAAUCACAUCAUUAAUGAAGAUACUGUGCGUUACUUUGUGGUAGAUUGUAGACCUGCUGAGCAAUACAACACAGAACACUUAACAACAGCAUUCCACCUGGACUCUAAUUUGAUGUUGCAGAAUCCAGAAGAAUUUAAUGUAGCUGUACUUGCUUUGUUUGCUGCACAGGCCCAAGCAAUGACCGCAAAGUCGGCUGCAGCUGGGGAACACUUGUGUUUUAUGGGCAGUGGCAGGGAGGAGGAGGACCAAUAUGUCAACAUGGUUGUGGCCAACAUUUUACAGAAAGGCAAAUCUUAUGUGUCAGUUGCCAAAGGAGGCUACCCUGCUAUUCACAACAUUCUAAAAGCCACAUCCCAGAAUGGUGUGGCUGACAUGUCCCAGGUUGUCUCUCACAACGGUGUGGACAGCACUUCCAACAACAGUGGGGGCUCAGGAAGAAACAAAGGACAAGGGGAUGAGAACAGUCCCAUCAGAUAUUUUUCUAAGGACCUUCUUGGCAAGUUGUCAGUAGCAGUGAAAACCAAAUCUGUUGAGAUGAAAGAAAAGUUGGCUAACUACAUUAAAAAUGAUGGAUCAACAGAAAGGCAUGUGAAUAGUUCAGAAAGAACAGGCAAGAGGUACAGAAAUCUGGCUAAUGUAUUUACAAUAGGGGAUGAUGAUGAAGGUGAAGAGAUCAGUGCAGAAGACUCUGAAGAAGACCAGGAGAAGGAAGUGGUUAGCCUGGAGACAUGGAUUCAGAAACCAGAUGUCAUAUAUUCUUGUAGGUGUAUGGAGUUCCACAGAAGUGGACACAAAUAUCCCAGUUACCUUCUAGUGACUUUGAGUCACCUAUAUGUGUUACGAGAGAUCCCAUCUCGUAAAGGUAUGGCACACAUACAGGCAAGGCGGGCAUUAGGCACCAUAGUGAAAAUUACCUCCAAGAAGAAGCAGCCGACUCUAAUUACUUUCAAGUAUGGCUCACAUGAAGAUGACAAAUUUCACAUUACAGAUGCGCACAGUUUCAACAUUCCCACGGCCUCUGAUGCAACACGUGUCAUCAAGCAACAAAUUAUGAAGGUUCUCGAUGCCCUGGAGAGUUGACAGGAUGAAUUGCAGCGUUAACACUAUGUAAUUGAUUGUUUUUUGUAUGAAAUGAAAGUUGUGACAAAUUGUCAUUUGAAUCACCCUGAUAUUAGUUGUUGGGAAGUUCAUAAUUGACUUAUCUUUCCUGAACACUAACUUUUUCAUUAGCACUGAGAUCCCGGCAUUAAAGCCUUAUCAACAGAACUGUCUGAAUUCAUGAUUUUGCAGGAAGGUUCUACAAAAGAAUAACUUACUUAAUGGCUGCUGGAAAGUUUCAACUAUUUGUGUGCAGCUUGCUUGAGACCACCUGCGACCACUAGACACUGCCCAAGUUUUCAGUUCAGAAACAAGAUGAAAAAAUGUAAAGAAUUAAAGAACUAUUACCCAUUAUUAUUAUGGUAGUAAGAUUUCACCACAUGGCAAGCAUCAUUGGUCUCUAUCCCUUGUCUUUCUCACAAUAGUAUAAAGUCUGUUUUAUUAAAGCUAAACAGAAAGAAGCCUCUACAGCCUGUGCAGUCACUUUUAUGUGGAGCUUAUUUCUUCUAUUUAAUUCUCAUACAAAAUACAUAAAAACAUGAAGCCAGUGACGAUCUAGUCCUCAAAUAUAGAAAGAUACAUACAUACUUAUGAAGCAGUAAAUUUUUUCCAAGAAGUUAUAAAAAAAGAUCUACAGUUGAAACAAUUUCAAAUGCAUUCAAUUAAUUGUGUUGUAACAUUCUCAAAUACAAUAGAUUAAAGCUGUGCUACCAGGCCUUAGCAGUCAUUUCAUUUUUAGAUUGUUAUUAAUUUUUUUAUCCUAUUUGUGUGUACACACAUAUAUCAUUUUGUAUUGUCAUAAGUGAAACUUUUUCAGUUUCUCUUAUUUCAUGUUAUUGGCCACUCCAAUGGUGAAUGAAAUGUCCUGAGGACAGCUCUUUGCAGUACCCCCUACUAGCUCCAUUGGUGAAUGAAAUGUCCUGAGGAUAGCACUUUGCAGUACCCCCUACCAGCUCCAUUGGUGAAUGAAAUGUCCUGAGGACAGCACUUUGCAGUACCCCCUACCAGCUCCAUUGGUGAAUGAAAUGUCCUGAGGACAGCACUUUGCAGUACCCCCUACCAGCUCCAUUGGUGAAUGAAAUGUCCUGAGGACAGCACUUUGCAGUACCCCCUACCAGCUCCAGUUUCUAGUUUUGAACCUGAUUUGUCUCCCUUGAAUAUUUUCUGUUUUAAUUCUGCUUUGCUGUUUUUUCUUCCUGCUACACAAUGUUUCAACUCCUUCCUUGGCCUCUUCAUAUGUUAUGUACACUCGAGAGCAGUGGGUCUCCACAGUUUGUGACAUAAAUUUUAUGGACAUAUCAAGAUAAGCUUAAUUACUAUAGGAAAAAGAAAUGUGGUCGAGCCAUAUGAAUUAUAAAUAUUUAUGACUAUCAUUUUAUUUAUAAUAAUUUAACAUUGGCUAUUUUCUUUAAUUUAAUGCAUACAUUUUUAACUGCUCAAUGUGUCAUUGCAAUUUUUUUUUCAAACAUUUUAAUUAUUUCUUACAAAGAAGAAAUAGAUCACCUUGUUUUGUUUUAGAUGUUGUUUUUUUUUUUUGUCAUGACAAAAUGGAUCUCUAAUUUUCAAAAUGGUUAAGGGAAUACAAACAUAUUAAACAUAUUAUUAUUUUGAUAUCUAGGUUUACUUAUUUAAUUACAUAUAUAUUGAGAAAUGGAAGUAUUUUAUCAACUUUUUUUUUAUUUUCUGUAAAUUACUGAGACAUUAAAUUUUUUUUAAAUUAAAUCAUUUUAUACUCACACAAAAUUAUUUUUUUAAAUACAGACCUAAUAAAAAUCUACUGUGAGAUUAUUUAUCAAUAAUUCCAACUGCAAUAUGCAAAAGUUUUCUAACUAGACAAAAAACAUUAAGUAAGAGUGUAUCCACCAGAAUCAGAAUUAGCCUGUGUUGUGUUAUAUUAUAAUUUACAGAGAAAGUUCAUGUAUUUGUUAAAUAAGAUGCUUCAGUUUUGUUGCAUUAUAUUUUUGGCCUCAUGUCAUUGUUUAAGUAUCAGUGUAUGCUUGUUAGUAGAACUUCAUUUUUUAUAUGUUUAGUUCAUAGAUUUGUUCACUAAAAUUGAAGUGUUUAGCCUUUGUAGACUGCUCAAGUAAAUCACCCAGGCUUUUAUUCUGAAGUCCCUUAGCUGAAACUGAUCUAAGAAAACAGGGACAAAGUGUGGACAGGGUAUGGAAGUGGAAUGAUAAUAUUCUUUGGAGUGAUAGUUUUACUUAGCUACAGGCAAUGAAACUCUUCUAUUUUUUUAAAUUAGUUUUUUUUUUCUUAUGUCCAGAUUUUUUCUCUCUCUUUGUUAUUUUUUAGUUUUACAAAUGUUUCUAAGAAAAAAAAAUUGACUAGAUUUUCUUUUCCACCAUUUCCAUUGUUUUCUUUCUUGACUCACCAUUUCUACUUAAUUCUUUACUAUGCAUAUCUGUAACAAAAGUGUAUCACAGCUCUCUUAUCUUAUGAUAUUGUAAGAAGUCCAGUACAAUGCUAAACAUUGGGGGUACAUAGUGCACAGAAGUAAUAGUUGCAAGGCUUCAGUUAUACUUCAAUAUUAUUUGGAAGAAAUUCAUUUCUCAAGUGCAAGAAGGAAAAAUAGAUUUGUAUAAAACAAUUACUUAAUUGUGUGACUAGAAAUGUUCUUUUUUUCCCCUAGGAUUUUUUUUUUUUUUGCUUAUUGUUGAAUGUUAUGAUUUUAGCUUAUAUCAUUAUUGUAUUAUAGUGAGAUCUAAUACAUUAGGGGAAGUCAUACUUUGGUGUAGGAUAAUUACACUUUAUUAGCGCUUUUGAUGAAAUUACUUUUUUUUUUUUUGACUUGUACAAAAAUGUAAAUUAUUUAUAAAUGUGUCCAUUAUGUAUUUAAUGACCACUUUCUAACAAUGUAGCUUCAAAUAGUGAAUAAAAUCACACAAAAAAAUUUUGGUGGCAAAUUUUUGAGAAUUAGAAGAAACAAAUAUUAAAAAAUAAAUCUAUAAAUGAAUAAUUUUGUAUUUUUUUUUUGUUUAAAGAUUUUCAGGAUUUGUUUCUUUUGAAUUGAUUGUACCAUUUCCUUGUCUUUCAUAUAGUUUAGAUAUAAUGCAUGUACACUUGAUCCUUAUUUAUAAUUUAAUUUUUCAUUUGUAUCAAACUGUUUGUUAUUUCGUGAUGUUACAUUGAGUUAGGGGAAUCCUGGGUUUAGUCAUAGAAUCAUUGGCAUUUGGACUUGUAGAAUUAAUCUCUGACAAUUCAAUGUUGAUAUGUAGCUUUCUGUUGUAGCCUAGAUGAGCUUGCAAUUUUUUGUGACAAUAUUUUUUUUUACUUUAUCUUUUAGAAGCUGGAAAUGUUUUGUUUUCCAUUGGAUGUGUGAACUUGUUCUAAUGACCAGAACUAUCCAUUGGUCAUACAACUUCAGCUGUUCCAAUGAACAGAACUAUCCAUUGGUCAUACAAUUUCAGUUGUUCCAAUGAACAGAACUAUCCAUUGGUCAUACAACUUCAGCUGUUCCAAUGAACAGAACUAUCCAUUGGUCAUACAACUUCAGCUGUUCCAAUGAACAGAACUAUCCAUUGGUCAUACAACUUCAGCUGUUCCAAUGAACAGAACUAUCCAUUGGUCAUACAAUUUCAGUUGUUCCAAUGAACAGAACUAUCCAUUGGUCAUACAAUUUCAGUUGUUCUAAUGAACAGAACUAUCCAUUGGUCAUACAACUUUAGGGUUAGGGCACAGAACAUUGGUCAUAAAGCUGAAGUUGUUUAGUUCUUUAAAACAAAUUGCUGUUUUAUUAAACAGACUUUGAACAGUUAGCAAGUAGUUAAUGAAACAACAUGGUUUCUAAAGUCACUGCUCCUUGCAUUUUAAUAAGGUAAACAUCAACAAAAUAUGUUGUUAGAGUACAAAUGUGUUUGUCUGCAGAGUUGGACAUUCAAAUGUCUGUCAGACACUAGCUUUACCUAGCUUUUUUUUUUUUUUUUUAAUUUAGUUUUGAUGUAGAGGAUGAUUUAGUUUGAGAAUCAGUUCUAAGACACAAUGAAUGUCACUCAGCUUUUUUUUCCCUCCCUACUAUGACGUUACACUUUAGUCCAUGGUCAAAAUUUGAAUCGUUUAUUUUGACAUUUCAUUAUCACAUGGAGCUGAAAUUUGCGUGACAACACAUUUUAUCAAAAUUUUAGAAAGGUGUUAAUUAUUGAAAUAUUUUUUUUUAUACACAUUAUCUGGAAAGAUAUUUUUUGGCUUCCAUUUUAAUUUUCCAUUCAUUUUAAUGUUAUUUAUAGAUCUAGAACUAUAUAUUUAUAUUGGACCCAUUGUUAUAUGGCUAAUAAGCUCAGUUGGUUAAAGUGUCAAUCCAAUAACACAAUUGUCGUGUGUUUGAUCCCAGUAUUGGUCAAAUUUGUUUAAUCUUCAUUUCUCAGUGACCCAUUCGAUUGGAUUUAAAAUUAUUUUUUAGAUAUUGCUUUCCUUUAAUUUCUUUUUCAUCACACUUUUUGUUUGAUUUCCAAAGAGAGAAAGUCUUUAGAGAAUACAUCAGCUUCUUGCCAGGAGUUGUACAUGCUCCCUUUUCUUCUUGUGAUAUCUGGACUGCAAUCACUUGUGUUGAUGUCAUUGACUCCUAGAGACCAGGUUUGUCUCCCUCCCACCGCUUACCCAGUCAACAUCACCCCUGCUGUUGUCAUUACACAAAGAGUUGUCUCUGUUAUUCUUAUUCCAGUCUCUUACCUCCCUUCCUUGUAAUCAUCUCUUUAUGCCAAAUUUUGUUUUGGUUUUUUACUUUUUCUCUGACCUGUAACUGAGUACAAACAUAGUGUUUGUGGCACUAGUUGAAUUAAUCAGGUCUUUAGGAUUCACUUAGAAAUACUGAACACUUCCUUGGUUCUGUAUUUUUUUCCCCCCAAAUAAAAUCUACAUGAAAUUUGUGAAGUCCAUGCUCAUGAAGACAGUGUGAAGCCUGAACAUCUCUCUAAGGUUUUAUGCUUCCCAGGUUAGUUUUGUUAGCUUAUCCCUAAUCCCAUCAGGACAUGGGACGCUCUAUCGGGUGACAGUGAUCUUUGAUGAUGUUGGUUAAUUCUAAUGUUCUAUAAUGUCUAAAAUUGUUAAUUCUGUUAUCUGAUAUGAUGCUAUACAUGUAUUCUAAUUCAAGUAGCUGGAUUACUGACAUGAUUUUACCAACAGAUAUUGUGUUGGGUAUGUGUGUAUUGUGAAGCACUUUAAUACAAAUGUACACAUUUUGUUCUUGGC
This is a messenger RNA of Biomphalaria glabrata, 7359 nucleotides long. RefSeq names its product TBC1 domain family member 23-like. Gene Ontology annotation, cellular component: trans-Golgi network. Lineage: Eukaryota; Metazoa; Mollusca; Gastropoda; Planorbidae. Bases 106 to 2154 code for a protein of 682 amino acids. The record is from RefSeq and is a predicted model, not a curated record. Gene Ontology annotation, biological process: retrograde transport, endosome to Golgi. The transcript has 18 exons.